Molecule: messenger RNA, 1757 nt
Organism: Acinonyx jubatus (cheetah)
Lineage: Eukaryota; Metazoa; Chordata; Mammalia; Carnivora; Felidae
Product: olfactory receptor 51G2-like
Exons: 1
Coding region: 4-945 (313 amino acids)
Biological process (GO): G protein-coupled receptor signaling pathway
Cellular component (GO): membrane
Molecular function (GO): G protein-coupled receptor activity; olfactory receptor activity
Source: RefSeq, a predicted model, not a curated record
ACAAUGUCUGUCUUCAAUAGCUCUGCCCUGUACCCUCGCUUUCUCCUGACAGGCCUCUCAGGCCUUGAAAGCAGAUACAGCUUGAUUUCCAUCCCCAUCUUCUUGGUUUAUGCCACCUCAAUUGCAGGAAACAUCACCAUCCUACUUAUCAUCAGAACUGAGCCUUCUCUCCACCAACCAAUGUACUACUUUCUAUCAAUGUUAGCACUUACUGACCUGGGCCUAUCUACUACAACCUUACCUACGAUGUUCAGCAUUUUCUGGUUCCAUGCCCGGGAGAUCUCUUUUAAUGCCUGUCUGGUCCAGAUGUACUUCAUUCAUGUUUUCUCAAUUAUUGAGUCAGCUGUGCUGUUGGCCAUGGCCUUUGACCGCUUUGUAGCAAUCCGAGAGCCCCUGCGCUAUGUGGCCAUUCUAACCAAUGGUGUGAUCACUGGGAUUGGGUUGGCAAUUGCUGGAAGGGCCUUGGCUCUGGUCUUUCCGGCUUCCUUUCUCCUAAAGAGGCUUCAAUAUCGUUCUGUCAAUAUUCUCUCUUACCCAUUCUGCCUGCACCAGGACCUUAUAAAGACAACUGUAUCCAGCCGUCGGGUCAGCAGCAUCUAUGGCCUCAUGGUGGUCAUCUGCUCCAUGGGACUUGAUUCAGUGCUCCUUCUCCUCUCCUAUAUCCUCAUCCUUGGCACAGUAUUGAAUAUAGCCUCCAAGACGGAGAGGGUGAAAGCCCUCAACACCUGCAUCUCCCACAUCUGUGCUGUGCUCACUUUCUAUACACCAAUGAUUGGGCUAUCUAUGAUCCAUCGCUAUGGGCAGAAUGUGUCCCCAAUUGUCCAUGUGCUCAUGGCCAAUAUCUACUUGCUGGUCCCACCCCUCAUGAACCCCAUUGUCUACAGUGUCAAGACCAAGCAGAUUCGGGAUAGAAUCCUCAAGAAAUUCAAGCAACAGAAAUUUUAGGUGAAAGAGACUCUAAAAUAUAACUUCCUUCCCAGUCCUUUUAUAUUUAUGAAUGCAUUUCAUAUUAACAUAGAAUUUUGAAUUUAAAUAUUACUAAUAACAUUUUGCUUUUAAGAUAGUAGAUAUAAACCUCAAUAAUAGUAAGCUCUGUUGAACACCUGAAACUACAUAACACUGUAUGUUAACUACACUGGAAUUACAAAAAAAAAAAAAAAAAAAAAAGUUAAGGCCUUUGGGAGGUGAUUAGGUCAUGAAGGUGGAGCCCCCAUAAGUGGGAUUAGUGGUCUUAUAAAAGGGCUACAGAGCUCCAUUGCCCCUUCAGCCGUGUGAGGGCACAGUGAAAGGAGGGCCAUCUAUGAACCAGGAUGUGGGCUUUCACCAGACACCAAAUCUGUAGGCACCUUUAUCUUGGACAAACAGCCUUCAGAACUGAGAAAUAAAUGCUUGUUGUUUAGAAAAAUAUAUGUGCAAAUCCUGUAUUUUCAGCAUAGAGAAUAAAGGCAUGGUUUUAUUUUGUAUGUAUGUUGACAUACUAGGGAAUAUGGUCACUAAACCCAGGUUAAGCUAUUCUUAGCAGAAGUAUAUAACUUAUCUUUUAAUAACUAGCAAUAAAUGUGAAACUAAGAGUCAUCAAAUCAACAAUCUAAUGAAGUUGUUUAUUAUAUUUUGGGAAGGGCCUCCAUUUCUGAAGAAAAUUUAGGUUUCAAGAUGGCUUUUGAUCCGUCAGUUACUGAAAGAGAGCUAUUAAAGUCUCAAAAUAUCAUAGUGGAUUUGUCUAUUUCUCCUUGUCAUUCUAUCAUUUUUAUCGUGAG